AUGAGUUCGGGGAAAAAAAUAAAAACCAUCGAAAAUGAGAGCGAUGAAAACUUACCGUUCGAUAUUUACGAUUCGGGUUACCCGGCAAGAAUUAUUUCUUCCGAAAACAACAGUAGUUCUUUUAUGGACUCAAAAUCGUCAGUACGUGUGGCGUCGAAUACCGGUGGAACUGCAUUAAACGAUUAUGAUGUGGACGACGAAGAAGACUUCAUAAAAGUGUACUUCGCGUCUGGCACAGUACUGAAGCCGUCCGACAAACCGUACGAUCUGCGGUCGAAAAUAUACGAAGCAAACCGAGAAUUAGCAAACGCCAGCGAGAGAAAAUUUGUGAACGUGCCGGGAAAAGUCAAGUUCGACAACACUGUCGUGGUAUUGGACAGUUUCGAAGACAUUGGUACAGUGUCGAUCGGCACGGAAACACUUCAAGGGGCCGAAGUUAUUCUUUCCGAUCGUCCAAUCGAUGACAUCGAGGAUAAAGACAUUUUGGCCAAAAUUGAUUUGUUAAGAGACGAUGAUGCAGACGACCAAAACGACGUGGUAUGCAGUUCGGCUACCGAUAGGACGCAGGACACAGACACAGAUGACAAAGCUUAUUCAAGCACUUCGUUCAGCAGGAGUUUUUCGUCUGAUUCCGACGACCCGUUGUUCAUAAACGUCAUAGAGUCCGGGGAUGAGUUCAAGACGAUCAUGGACCGGAACAACAAGACCCGCCAAGGAUCGGCGAUUGACGAACAUGUGACGUACUUCCCGGAACUGUUCACCCACACGCAAUACAAGAUGUACGAAAACUGUGCUGAAAAGCCGCUGGAAGAAGGUGAUGUAAACAUAUACGUUCCCAAGAAACUGGACGCGGAGGAGCUGAGAAGCAAGCUGAAGGAAAUCACCGGAGAGCGUAAACGUGCGGUGCAGGUGGCGGGGGCUUCGAACGACAGGAAAGUCGACUGUAAGCCCAUGAAAAAAGUCGGUUGUUUCACAUCGUUGCGGAACGUACAAAAAAAAAUCAAGCAAAAUAUAAAAACAUCCGAGAAAAAGGUCCAACCGUCGUCUACCCAGAUUCAGCAGCAGAUGAUCAACUGCAGCAACGGUAACAACAAUAACAAUAAUAACAACAACAUCAAUAUUAAUAAUAAUAAUAUAAAUAAAAACAACAAGGCUCGAGUGACAUAUUACUUUGAAAUGGACCCAAAGGGUAAGCUCAAACCGCUGAACAGUAAGAAUAAUCGGCAGGCAGUCGACGAAACGAGUUCUUCGAACAACUGUAAAGAAAAAUCUGCGAAUAGAUUCUUCCACAUAAACCUGAGGGCGGCGAAAAACGGCCAAAACGCCAAGCCCCGUAUAACCAAGACGCCAAACGCAGAUUUGUUUCUGGAAUUUCAGACGGACAAGUCCGGAAACAACAAGGGCGCGAAGUUAGUGAUAAAAAAAAAACAGUCCACGGCUGGGGAAGAGCUGCAACUCAGCCCGACAAGCUUGAGCGGUGGAGGUACCAACAAGAAGUCCUCCGCCGCCGGCAGUGGCGAACGUCCCCGUUUGCCGGGCUACAACGGCCUCCGAUCCGAGUACGGGCUGUCGGCUGAACAACUGUUGGAGAGGCGCAACACGAGAAUGGAACGAGAGAGGCGGAGGAAAGAGUUGAGGCAGAAGAAACACGAAGAAGAGCAGAAGAAGAGGGCGGAAAACGAAAAAAAUUUCUAUAAAUGGCUGCAGCAGAAGAAACAGCUGAAGAAACACGCGAAGACCAUCAGACGCAGCUAUCCCAUGAACAGACUGACGGUGUCUUCAACAAGAGUUUCCAUAAAUUCUAUACACGACCAUGAUCGACGCAAAGGAUCAUUUGCUCUGGAAGAGUUGUUAAAGAUCAAAGACGAAAAUAGCGGAUGGUUUAAGUUUUAA
Macrosiphum euphorbiae (potato aphid) is the source of this 1893-nucleotide messenger RNA. NCBI's taxonomy places the organism in Eukaryota, Metazoa, Arthropoda, Insecta, Hemiptera, Aphididae. The record is from the annotation of a GenBank genome assembly.